Messenger RNA from Uncinocarpus reesii 1704, 1779 nucleotides. RefSeq lists its product as uncharacterized. Gene Ontology annotation, molecular function: oxidoreductase activity. The transcript has 8 exons. The coding region runs from base 1 to 1779 and encodes 592 amino acids. NCBI's taxonomy places the organism in Eukaryota, Fungi, Ascomycota, Eurotiomycetes, Onygenales, Onygenaceae. The record is from RefSeq and is a predicted model, not a curated record.
AUGUUGGUCCUUGGAGCCCGGCUUUUGGCGGCCCUGUCCUGCAUCUCAAUUCUCCAAACCUAUGCCUACGAUAUUACGGGUGUUCAAACUGGAGUGAAGCCGUCGGGUGAACGGCCUGCAAGACAGGACCUUAUCGAUUUCCAGAAUUCGGGUCCUGCUUUUGACCUCUAUGUUCAGGCUCUUCAAAGGUUCCAAGUGAGCCAGACUGAUAUGCUGGGGUUCUUCGAAAUUGCUGGCAUCCACGGUCUACCUUACAAGGCAUGGGAUGGCAUGCAAAUCUCGAAGUAUGCUCUCGAAAUUGCGCAACAGUACCCUGCCUCCACUCGCAGUCAAUAUAUUGCUGCUGCUGAAAACUUGCGAAUUCCCUACUGGGACUGGGCGAGCAAUCCAGUGCUGCCCUCAAGUUUGAUCAAUACCCAGAUUCAGAUCACCACCCCCCAGGGAAGACAAUCCAUUACCAACCCGCUCUACAGCUAUACCAUCAACCCCACAACUGGGAAGGGGUUCCCCAGCAAUGACCCUCUCUCCCGAUACAGGACCACUGUCAGGUGCCCAGAUUCCAGAGGCCAAACGAAUCACAAUCUUGUCCAGAGCAACCUGAGAAACAGGGGCGCAAACAUCCGCCAGAGCACAUACGCCCUGUUUACCUCUCAACCGGACUACACUGGGCUCUCAACCAGAGUUGCUAGCAGCCGUAACCUUGAGUCUAUCCAUGACGGCAUCCAUGUUGCUGUUGGUGGAAACGGACACAUGUCGGCUGUCCCAUGGUCUGCCUUUGACCCCGUCUUCUGGCUUCAUCAUGCCAACGUUGAUCGUGUCUUAGCUUUGUGGCAGGCGAUCUAUCCGGAUUCCUGGGUUGGACGAUUGGCUAGUACCGUUAAUACUUAUGUCACUCCACGCGGAACAAUCGAAACUGGCUCUACUCCCCUAAAACCGUUCCAUUCCCAGGGUAGCGCUUUCUGGGAUUCCAACACGUCACGCGCGACAAGAUCAUUCGGCUACACGUAUCCCGAAAUUCAGGAUUGGAAUGUCACUAAGGAAGAACUUCGAGCAAACGUUAUCCGAAAGGUCAACGAGCUCUACAACAGUAGGGCUGCAAAUCAGAAACGAGCCGAUGGUGACCGUAAGGUCCUUGAUCUCGCUACUAUCUCUAAGUCGACAUUCAAGAUCGCAGACGUCUUGAAGGAUCUUGCUCGAAUGACUACUGAAGACUUUGAGAAACUCGGUGUUAACAACUUAGAGAAGCAGUGGUUCGCCAACAUCAAGGUCGACGUGCUCGCCCUCCCAGACCCGUUCCACAUCCAUUUCUUCCUCGGCGAUCCACCAAGUGAUGCUAGCACCUGGUCCUCCGCCUCCAACCUUGUCGCCACCUUCUCUACUUUCCGUCCAUUCGUGCGCGAGCCCAACUCCAUGGCCCAUAUCUCCCUCAAUGAAUUGCCACUUUCCCACGCCAUCGCCAAAGCGCAAGCCGACGGCAUCAUCAAGGACAUCACUCAAGAAAACGUCGUGCCUCUUCUCAAGACCCAUCUCCACUGGCGCGUGCAGGACUUUAACGGAAAGGAAAUCGAUGUCGAGAAGUUGGUCAACUCUUCCGCCGGUGACGAGCCUGGUUUGGCGGUGGAAGUCGCCAGCCGAGAUGUCACCCCCAUCGUUGGAGACGUUCCUGAACUCCCCAAGAUCGGCGACAUGGAAAUCUUUGAGGAAAUUACCAAGGGCAAGCCCGGUGGUGCCAUUGGUGGUAAGCUCAGGAGCAGACAUUUCUUCGGUGGAAGAAAAUAA